AUGCGAGGAAGAGGAGAUCGAGAGGGAGGAGGAAAAACAUCCAUUCUCUCUUCUAUUCUCUCCUCCUCUUCUUCCUCCUCUCUCCCCCCCUCCUCUUCCUCUCAUAUCUUCCCCUACUCUUCCUCCCUUCUCUCUUCCUCUUCCCUUGCCCUCCCCUCUUUUUCCCUCCCUCUCCCCUCCUCUUCUCCCCUCCUCUUCUCCCCUCCUCUUCUCCCCUCCUCUUCUCCCGCCCUCUUCUCCUCUUCUCCCGCCCUCUUCUCCUCUUCUCCCGCCCUCUUCUCCUCUUCUUCCGCUCGCCCUCUUCUCCUCUUCUUCCGCCCUCUUCUCCUCUUCUCCCCGCCCUCUUCUCCUCUUCUCCCGCCCUCUUCUCCUCUUCUCCCGCCCUCUUCUCCUCUUCUCCCGCCCUCUUCUCCUCUUCUUCCGCCCUCUUCUCCUCUUCUUCCGCCCUCUUCUCCUCUUCUCCCGCCCUCUUCUCCUCUUCUUCCGCCCUCUUCUCCUCUUCUUCCGCCCUCCCCUCCUCUUCUCCCCCGCCCUCUUCUCCUCUUCUUCCUCCCCUCCUCUUCCCCUGCCCUCCCCUCCUCUUCCCCUGCCCUCUCCUCCUCUUCCCCCCUCCCCCCGCCCUCCCCUCCUCUUCCCCCGCCCUCCCCUUCUCUUCCCCCGCCCUCCCCUCCUCUUCCCCCGCCCUCCCCUUCUCUUCCCCCGCCCUCCCCUUCUCUUCCCCCGCCCUCCCCUUCUCUUCCUCCGCCCUCCCCUUCUCUUCCUCCCCCCUCCCCACCUCUACCAGUGCAAGCCUUCUUGUGCGGCUGCCUUAUCGCUCGCUCCUUCUCCCCCCUUGCCCCCCCCGUCCACUGCACUGCAGGUACCACAGUUCGUGGCGGGCAGAAGACUUGUCUGGAUUACCUGUGGCCUGCUGCAGUUGCCGAGAACGACCUCGCCUUCAACGUCAGCAAGUCAAAGUCGAUGCAGGCCUUCGUUGACGCGGUGAUCAUGUACGCUAAAUCGUACACCCUCCCCACCCCGUACAAGGUGUCCGGCCCGCUGCUCGACAAGCUGAAGGCGGACUCGGAGGACCUUGUGCGGCCGCUGAAGGAUAGCUGGAAGACAAGCGGGUGCACGCUCUCCAUCGAUGGGUGGACAUGCAUCAAAUCCCGCGUCGUGAUGGACAACGCUACGAACAACAAGAACGCCGCCAACAAGCUACGCGUGGAGUAUCCGCAUAUCUUCUUCACCAACUGCGCCGCCCACUGCCUAGAUCUCAUGUUGCACGACAUCGGCAACAUCCCUGCUGUAAAGCGCGUCCUUGCGCAGGUGCACAGUGUAGUGAUGAUGAUCAAAGGCUCCACGUCGGUCGUCGUGUUGUUCCGUGAGCUUUUUACCAAGCUCUCGUUGGUGCGGCCGGGUGCAACGAGAUUCGGCACCCAGGUCAUCAUGCUCGACAGGUUCCUGGAGGUGAAGCGCGCGUUAAGAGCGAUGGUAAUCAGCGAGGAGUGGGAGGGUGUGGCGGUGGCACGGACGGAGGAGGGGAUGGAGGUUAGGAAGCUGCUUUUGGAUGAUGUUUUUUGGGACUGUGGGACGUCCGUGCUGCGCCUCAUGACUCCGGUCUACGAGGUUCUUCGCGCCGUUGACACAUGGGCUCAAGUCAUGGGGCAGCUGUACGGCCUCAUGCUCGAGGCUACGGUGAAGACGACCAAAGCGGCCGAGGAGGCUGCGGACGGGUCUGCCAUCAAGUCGAUCAUAGCCAGGAGGUGGGACGCUCAACUGCACAACCCCCUGCACGCCAUCGGUUGGCUCCUCAACCCCCGUAACCAGUACAUCGAGGAGGUAAGGAACGAUCCCGAGAUUAGGAAGGGGAUGGAUGAGGUAAUCCAAGCCCGGGGAGGGGAUGUGCAGCAGCGCAUAACCCUAGCUGCACAGGCUCAGUUUCACCGAGGGGAGGGCAGGCUGGGCUCUCACGAUGCCCGUUGGGCAGCAACGACCUUGGUGGAGGCGGGGCACAUGACGGAUGCGGAAUGGUGGUUCCUGUUUGGUGGGGAUGUGCAGGCGCUCCAAGACCUGGCUGUGACGUCACUCUCACAGCCAGUCACCUCCUCCGAGGUGGAGCGCUAUUGGUCGGCGCUGGCACGUGUGCAGAGGCGCGACCGGAACCGCCUCACGGCGCAGAAGAUGACUGACGUCACCUUUGUCGCCUUCACCUGGCGGGCCCGUGAUGCCUAUGAUCGAAAGGCAGCCCUGCGUUCCAAGCUCUAUCAGGACCUGGGCAACGGCACCCUCAGGGAAGGGGCUGCCAUCAUCCCGGCCGAAGUACCCCAGUUUGUUGCGGACAGGUGGCACAAGGCGGGGGACAAGCCUGCCGGGGAGGCAGCAGCGGGAGGAGGUACGGCGCAGGGCGCCCCCGCCACGCCUCCCCCACCAGGGGGAGGGGCGGGGGCGGGGGGAGUGGGCGUGGUGGGGCGCGUGCGCAUGGCGUUUGACCCGCGCGCUCGACCCCAGGGCGGACAGGCUGCCACCCAGUUCAUGAUGCGCCUGGAGGUGCCAGAGGGGGCGGCAGCAGAGCUCCCAAUCGAGUACAACCUUGCGUUCACGCCCGACCACGUGCCCAUGCACGUCUUCUCCGAGUCUGUCAGUGGCCGCAUUGCUUUGGAGGGCAAGGUGGAGCACAAGUUUGACAUGCAGCCGCCCAGUGGGGACCGGGGGUACCGGCAGAUGCUGCAGACGCGGGAGAAGAAAUGGAACACACCCAAGCGCACGCUUCAGAAAUGGGACCCAUCAGGUGCUGCUGGUCCCCGUCUGCCCAUGCCUGGCACCGUCACCAACGUCAAGCGCAAGGCAGGCACCACACCGGCGUGGCAGCAGGCGGCAGCAGCAAGGGCAGCGGAUAAGGACAACAAGCGAGUGCGCAUGUCGCGAGAUGUGGUGGAGGCGAAGCUGUUUGCGCUCUUUGAGGAGCGCCCGCACUGGACGCUGAAACACCUGACGGAUGCCACUCAGCAGCCACAGCAGGUAGGGGAACUAAGGUGCGCAGUGGGUGUGGUGGAGGCAAUGCUGCAUCCUUUCUUUGAGGAGUGCUUGCACUGGACGCUCAAGGACCUCACGGAUGCCACACAGCAGCCGUAG
This is a messenger RNA of Closterium sp. Yama58-4, 3114 nucleotides long. The record is from the annotation of a GenBank genome assembly. Lineage: Eukaryota; Viridiplantae; Streptophyta; Zygnematophyceae; Desmidiales; Closteriaceae.